AUGGUUAGGCUCAAUGAAGAGCUUAGAGAACUCGAAGAUCAAAUGGAUGCUGUGAAAAAAAUGAAUGAUAGUUUUUCACACAUGGUGAGAACUCGUCAGAAUAGCUAUUGGUGGCAAGCUCCCAUUGACGAGCUUAGCGUGGAACAGCUUGAGCACUUGAAGCUAGCCUAUGAGGAGUUGGAGAAAAGAGUUCAGAUUCAAGCACAAAAACAGUUGCCUCGAAAUACUAAUUUAUUUCCCAAUUUCAACACCCAGGUACCUAGUGUUCCUUAUAAUGCCUUUUCAAGUUAUGAAUCCCAGGGACCACCACCACCACCUCCAAACUUUGCCUUUUCAGGUUGUGAAUCCCAACCACCACUACCACCUCCAAACCUUUAUUAUCCAACUAUGCAUUCAGGUGUUAAUUUUGCAGGUCCAUAUCUUUUAAAUGACAUCAUUUCAGUUAAUAAUGGAGCCACAUUUGCUGCUAGUCAGGGAUCAUCUGGAUCUGGGGCAGCUAAUUUAGCUUUGCCUUUUGAUGAUCGAAAUGCGCAGGGACCAUCUGGAUCUGGGGCAGCUAAUUUAGUUUUUCCUUUCGAUGAUCCAACUGCCCAGGGACCAUCUGGAUAUGGGGAUCCAAAUGCGCCUGGCCGAGCCAUUGUGCUUGCUGAGUUCGAUCCGAAUGUCUCUGCUUCUCCAGCGAUGGUUGCUGCCAGCAAAGGCGGGGAAUCGCAGAUGGUAGCCUCGCUUGCGGAGCAUCAUUCCCCCCAGCCGCAGCCCCUUACGAGCCAAACUCUUGCUGAGAACCAGAUUGAUGAUGCCGGCACUGAUCUACGGUCAUACCCAGCCGUAGCUACUGCAGUGAAGCAAAAGACGAUCGUUUCCACCAGCAGCGGAGGUUCAGAGUCGUCACCAGAAGCGCAUCAACAUUUUGCUGAAAAGCAAGCAUCGGAGGAGGUUGCCGCCGCUGGGAAUUCACCAUCCGUCAUCAGAAGAUUCGCUGAUCUUUCAUCGUCGGAAGUUGCAUCAACGACAGAGGCAAUCCGGCAUACCUCCCUGAUUUCGCUACCUCAAAAUCCCGCAAUUUCAGAUUGGAACCGCAGUUGUCGCAGUCUCGUUACUUCAGCGUCAUCAGCGCAGCCGACUCCCUUUGACCCAGCUUGUUUAACUUUAAACGAGGAUAAAUCGCAAUCAGCUCCCAAAACUUAUCCGGAAGCUACUGGUUUUUCCUUCUCCCCUAGACCACAAGUGCCUCCUCUUCAAGUUUUACUUCCACUUUCGGAUUCAAACAUAGGGAAAAAUCAGCACCAAUUUUUACCCAAAGAUGAUACGGAAGCAGGAAAAAAUUCCGGGCCUAAUAACCCUAGCUAUUUGAUUGAUGAAAUACAUUCUGAAGGCGGAAUUAAUCAUGACUCCAAUGGUUCUGAUGAUGACGAUUUCGAUAUAGAAUAUGCAAUGUAACAAGAGUCCUUUUUCAAUGAAGUUUCAUCUCCAAC
Messenger RNA from Oldenlandia corymbosa var. corymbosa, 1475 nucleotides. The record is from the annotation of a GenBank genome assembly. NCBI's taxonomy places the organism in Eukaryota, Viridiplantae, Streptophyta, Magnoliopsida, Gentianales, Rubiaceae.